Molecule: messenger RNA, 786 nt
Organism: Malus domestica (apple)
Lineage: Eukaryota; Viridiplantae; Streptophyta; Magnoliopsida; Rosales; Rosaceae
Product: L-type lectin-domain containing receptor kinase VII.1-like
Molecular function (GO): carbohydrate binding
Source: RefSeq, a predicted model, not a curated record
AUGGAGUCCCUUCAAUUACUUGUACUAUUCCUAACGAACCUCUUUCUCCUCCAAUCGAGUUUUGCAGUUGAUUUCUCCUUCACUGGUUUCAACUCAUCUGAUAUCUUGCUCUUUGGAAAUGCAACAACAGAUUCUGGUGUUCUUUCUCUCACAACCAACACCACAUUUUCCAUUGGCAGAGCUCUCUACAACGCCAAAGUCCCCACAAGGUAUCCAAACUCCUUAAACCUUCUGCCUUUCACAACCUCCUUCACCUUUUCCAUAACCCCAUACAAGGACUCUCUCCCCGGCCAUGGGUUCGUCCUUGUUUUCGUUCCCUCUCCCGGCAUCCAAUCCGCCUCUCCAUCCCAACAUCUCGGCUUCUUGAAUAAAACCAAUGACGGUAACCCCAACAACCACGCUUUUGGCGUCGAAUUUGAUGUGUUCCAAAACGAAGAAUUCGGUGAUAUCAAUGAUAAUCACGUAGGCGUUAACGUCAAUUCUCUAACUUCUCUGGCUUCUUACAAAGCUGGAUACUGGCUUGGUGAGGGCAGUAACGACACUAACUUGUCUUUCAAGGAAAUAAAGAAUAGUGGAGACAACUAUCAAGCUUGGAUUGAGUACUGGAAUUACGAGCUCAGAAUAACAUUGGCUCCUGAAAAUGUGAAGAAGCCUGAGCAACCUUUGAUUAGGGCUCCUCUUGAUCUCUCUGAAGUUUUUCUUGAUGAAAUGUAUGUUGGUUUCACUGCAUCAACUGGCCAACUCAUUGAAGAUCAUAAAAUUUUGAGCUGGAACUUCAAUAAUUGA